Molecule: messenger RNA, 2151 nt
Organism: Neolamprologus brichardi
Lineage: Eukaryota; Metazoa; Chordata; Actinopteri; Cichliformes; Cichlidae
Source: RefSeq, a predicted model, not a curated record
AUGCAUCUGCUCCAGAUAGAUGAGAUAGAUCUACAGGAGCAAGCACUGUCCAGUCUCACUCCUCAGGAGCCCAGUACUAUCAUUCAGUUCACCUACACCUCCAAUGCACAGAUGUACAGCAUCCUGAAGAGAACAGCAGCCAAGUGCUCUCAUAUCUCCCACGUCUACAGCAUCGGACGAAGCACAGAGGGCAGGGAUCUACUGGUGAUUGAGUUCACCAACAACCCAGGACAACAUGAGCUAUUAAAGCCAGAGAUCAAGUUGGUGGGCAACAUGCAUGGCAACGAAGUGCUGGGCCGCCAGCUGCUCAUCUAUUUGGCCCAGUACCUGUGUUCGGAAUAUAUCCUGGGAAACCAAAGAAUUCAGACCAUCAUCAACACCACUCGCAUCCAUAUUCUAGCCUCCAUGAACCCCGAUGGCUAUGAGCUAGCUGCCUCAGAGGUAGAGGAUAACAAUGACCCGGAGCUCAUCAACCAUGAAGGUCACUUGUUGAAUGGUUGGACCAACGGUCGAACCAAUGCCCAGAAUAUUGACCUGAACCGGAACUUUCCGGACCUUACGUCUGCCUUGUACCGGAAUCGACGCAGCAGGCACUACCGUACUGACCACAUCCCGAUUCCCGACGCAUACUGGUUUGGGAAGGUGGCACCAGAGACUUACGCAGUGAUGAAGUGGGUCAGGUCUCUGCCUUUCGUUCAGUCUGCCAGCCUCCACGGAGGGGAUCUGGUGAUCUCCUAUCCAUUUGACUACUCUAGACAUCCUCUUGAGGAGCGGAUGUUCUCCCCCACUCCAGAUGAACAGGUCUUCAAGCAGCUGGCUCGCACAUAUGCCGAUGCUCAUGCCACUAUGUCAAACAAUGACACAGAGAGGUGUGGUGCCUCCUUUUAUCGAACUCGGGGGAUUAUCAAUGGGGCACUGUGGUACAGUUUUGCUGGUGGUAUGUCAGACUUUAAUUAUUUACACACUAACUGUCUUGAGAUAACCGUGGAGCUUGGAUGCGACAAAUUCCCCUCAGAGGCUGAGCUGUACCCAGAAUGGAAGAGGAAUAAAGAAGCUCUCCUCAGUUUUCUUGAAUCUGUCCACAGAGGAAUAAAGGGAAUAGUUAAGGAUGGUAAUGGUAAUGGAAUAAAAGAUGCAACAAUCUCCAUCAGGGGUGUUAGAAAAGAUGUCACCACAGCUGAAGAUGGAGACUAUUGGAGGCUGCUUAACCCUGGAACUCACAUCGUGACAGCCACAGCCAAAGGAUACUCCAAGGUCAGCAAGAGAGUUUAUUUGCCUCACACCAUGAGCAAGGCUGGACGUGUUGACUUUGUCCUGCAGAAGGUUCCCGUGGAGCCCGAUAUUGAUGACCACCUCUUCCCCACAUCAGACACAUGGGAUCGAUUUGACCCCUACAACCAGUUUGAGCAAUACAGGGAUCCAGAUGUGGGUGAUAGUGGGAGAGAGAGGGAGGAAAAACCAUGGUGGUGGAACUACUUCUCCCAGUCUGGUAUCUCACCUCCAACCUGGCUGCUGAGAAAUGUGUAGACACAUUUGGGACAAUAAAGAUCCUGAUUACCACAUCCACCACAAAAGGAGACUGGUGAAGGACCAUUUUACAUCCAGUCCCACUGGUGUUCUCAGAGGCGUUUAUGUAGCAGGAGCUGUGACACUAACCACCAGUAACCGAACACAUUGCAGUACUUCCUGUAAGGAAGUGAAUUAGCAUUUUUUCCAAGGGGCAACACAUUUAAUUUUGGGCUGUGAGUGAGAUUUGGCAGCAUUACUUUGAAGCAGCAUUUACUGAAUAAUGAAUGAAAUAUGGAUGCCACAAUCAUCCCCUAAAACCUCAUCACAAUAAAGAACACAAUAGAAGAUAUGGGACUUGAUAUUUUGCUUACAGCUUUACAACACUGCAUCUGCACACAUUUGUGUACAUUAAAAAAUGAGUUGGGAUUUGUUAUGUUUAUUUUUUGUGGGCAUGUACAAGUAAAUGUCUUGUAACAUUUAUCCAUAUUUUAUACAAUACACAAAAAAUGUAAGCACUCUGGAUCAGUAACAGCAUGUGACAUAGAGCUUGGAUUAGCAGCAACACUGUGCCAUCUCAAAACUGUAGAAAACCUUGCUUUUCCCCCCACAAGCAUAACAAAUAAACAGUGAAUACUUCUGGCA